CGCCACAAAACAUGACAACUAAUAUAACCUGAACGUGUAAAUAAAAUCGAAACUGAUCGAAACAAACCGCCCCGAAUAUCCCGUUAAUUAUCAUUGAGCAAAAUAAAAUAAGUUCUUAUAAUUUAAAUAGAAAUGUCUCGCUCCGCUUCAAGAGUUGACACGAAAAAAGUGAAUUCAGAGUUAAUAACACUUACCUAUGGCGCACUGGUAGCCCAAAUGGUCAAAGACAUCGAUAAUGUCGACGACGUCAAUAAACAACUCGAACGUCUGGGUUACAACAUGGGAAUUCGCCUCAUUGAAGAUUUCCUCUCGAAAACACAUGCCAGCAGGUGUCUUGAUCUGAAAGACACAGCAGACAAGGUACAAACAGCAUUCCGUAUGUAUCUGGGCGUCCAGCCCAACGUGGCCAACUGGAGUCCAGCAGGAGAUGAAUUUUCCUUCAUAAUUGACUCAAAUCCACUUACUGAACUUGUUGAGCUGCCAGAAGAGAUGAAAAACUUGAAAUACUGCAAUCUCAUCUGUGGUGCACUAAGAGGCGCUCUAGAAAUGGUGCAUUUGGACAUUCAGAGUUGGAUUGUACAGGAUCAGUUAAAAGGUGAUACUAACACAGAAAUCCGAGUUAAGUUCAUAAGGCGUCUAGAGGAUGCAAUUCCAGCCGGCGAGGACUAAAUAUCACAAGUUGAGUUUAAGAAAACACAUUUACUGCAAUAUUUCUAAGAAUUAAAUUAAAUAAUUCACAUUGUAUGCAAGUUUGAACCUUUUUGGUUAUUAUGGCUAUUGUUUGCGGAAUUGUACUGCAUUUUCAAUGAAUUUAGCCAGUGCUAAAAUCAUAGGUUCACUUAAUUUACGUCCCAUGAUUUGUAAACUUAUCGGAAGACCUGUUUUCGACAGUUUUAUCGGUAUAGAAACCGCUGGGAUCCCUAAAAAUAAAACAAAUUAAAAA
Dalotia coriaria is the source of this 943-nucleotide messenger RNA. It is a transcript of the gene Bet3, whose product is annotated as blocked early in transport 3. The record is from RefSeq and is a predicted model, not a curated record. Bases 133 to 669 code for a protein of 178 amino acids. Gene Ontology annotation, cellular component: TRAPP complex; cis-Golgi network membrane; cytosol. Gene Ontology annotation, biological process: endoplasmic reticulum to Golgi vesicle-mediated transport; intra-Golgi vesicle-mediated transport. The transcript has 3 exons. Lineage: Eukaryota; Metazoa; Arthropoda; Insecta; Coleoptera; Staphylinidae.